UCUGCGUAGUCCAGCGGCACGACAACUGUUAAUCUGCGGCGAUGUCCAAUCCGGAUUCGGAACAAAGAAAUCCAGUCAGCCAACCAGACCCCAAUUCAACGUCUCGGAUGAGAGAGAGAGACGCACACAGAGAAAACCUCCUUCGGCUUUAGAGCUUCUUCAUGAGUGCUUCUCUGUCCUUUUUUCGCAGACCCAAAAAAACUGUGACAUUUGGAUUGCUUGCUGAUUGCUGAUUGAUUACUGGAUGCUCAGGUCCUCCAUGUCCAGAAGAACCCAAUUCGCCAAACAUCCCGCUUUGAUGCUCUAUGAUUGUAUUUCUGGAAUGGCUGCUUUGAAUCGAUUGUAAGUCGUCUAGCUUGACUUAGCUUACAGUACGUUAAGGUCUUUUACCCUAUGGCUCGGAAGGGUAACCAACAGAAGAAUGCUGUAGAUCGCCAGACAUCAAGGCACAAAAAGAAGGGUCCAGAUUCAGGGUGUACACUAGGAGAAACGAAAGGGCAUGGGAAAGCAAGUGAGGUGAAAGUUUUCCCUGGAGAAGAACUGCCAAAUGGUGACCAGCCAAGCAGUCCUCUUUCAGCCAGUUCGAGUAAAACCAAUCAUCCUGUGGAGGAGAAUAAAAGCAAACAAAAAUCUGGAAAGUCUUUGAGGAAAGAGAAGCAAGGUAUGGAUGUAAUGCAGGGUCCAGAGGAAUCAAGUCCUUUACGGAGUGAUUCAGGAGAUUGCAAUGGAAACAAUGAAGCUCCAAGCAUGAGAGAAGAAAAUGGGAUAUUACCUCCGAGCCACUUACGCCGAAAACAUACAAAAAAAAAAUCUGGUUCCUCCCUGAAUAGAUGGCAUAUGAGAGCUUUGAUGGCUCGGUUAGAGUUUUCAGAUACCCGAUUGUUUAGAAACUUGAAGGCAUCAGCUUUGCCAUUCUUGAAGAUGGCUAGUGAAUGGUUGCAGAGGCACGAGCCAAUGUUUCUUACCGUAAAAAGUACGGCACUAUGUGCCCGUGAUUAUGUCAAAACAAAGUUUGAGCAGGCAUAUCCAAUUGUUUUGAAGUGGCUUAUGCAGUUGGGGGGUAUAUUGUUUCUUUUAUCAAUGGCCUGGUUGGAUUGUACCGUAAGGGGCAUUGAUAGCUUAGCUCGGAUGGGAACAACAUCCUUCUUUUCAGUUGUAUGGUGCAGCAUUCUCUCAGUAGUUGCUAUGGCCGGGAUGUUCAAGUUUCUGAUUGUAUUGGUCUUUGCUGCUUUAAUUGGACUUUUCGUUGGGUUCAUGCUCUCGAUUUUGGUGGUUGCUUUUUGUGGAGCUCUUUUGUUGUGGUUCUAUGGAAGCUUUUGGACAACAGGAUUUGCAAUCUUCUUAGGAGGUUUGGCAUUCACACUGAGCCAUGAGCGUAUUGCCCUGUCCAUUGCCACUGUGUAUUCAAUUUAUUGUGCUUGGACAUAUGUUGGAUGGCUGGGUUUGCUUUUGGGGUUGAAUUUAUCUUUUAUCUCAAGUGAUUGUCUGAUAUAUUUCCUAAAGUACAACGUAAAUCAGCAGAGAAGACCCAACGGAUCCCCUGAACAAACAUCUGGAAUUCCAGGUCAACCAGACUUCUUUACCAGUGAGCAGGCACAUGCUUCAUCCUCUGAAAAUGUUCCAUUGUUUUCUGCCGAUCGUAGCCAAGGAGUACCCUCAACCAGUAGCACUGAUUCUGAGAUAACCUCUGAAGAUGAAGUUGUUCGGCUGUUAAACUGUACUGAUCACUAUUCCGCGUUGGGAUUUUCUCGAUACGAAAAUAUAGAUGUUUCUUUACUGAAGCGGGAGUACAAGAAAAAGGCAAUGUUGGUCCAUCCUGAUAAAAAUAUGGGAAACGAAAAAGCUGCUGAAGCUUUCAAGAAACUUCAGAAUGCAUAUGAGAUUUUGCUUGAUUCCUUGAAGCGAAAAACAUAUGACGACGAAUUAAGGAGAGAGGAACUGCUGAACAUUUUCUGUAGAUUUCAAAGUACUUCACAAAAGAAUGGAGGGCACGGUGUCUUUCCCCCUGGAUUUGCACACCCGGAAGCUGAUGGUGAAGACCCAUUUGGGGAUUCAAGGAGAAUCGCCUGCAAUAAGUGCGGCAAUUUUCAUGUCUGGGUGCUCACCAGGAAAUCAAAAUCUCAAGCACGAUGGUGCCAGGAUUGCAAAGAUUUUCAUCAAGCAAAAGAUGGUGAUGGGUGGGUUGAACAAUCUUCCCAACCCUUCUUCUUUGGAAUGUUGCAGAAAAUAGAUGCUCCAUCCGCAUUUGUUUGUGCGGAUAGCAAGAUAUACAAUGCUACUGAGUGGUAUAUUUGCCAGGGAAUGAGAUGUCCAGCCAACACUCACAAGCCAAGUUUUCAUGUUAACACUAGUGUGACCUCUAAGCAUAAUACUGGAAAGGGAACAAGUUCGGGGCAAAGAGGAGGUCAGAUGCCAACAUCGAACUUGGAAGAGAACAUGACAGAGGAAGAAUUCUUCGAGUGGUUACAGAAUGCAGUGCAAACUGGCAUGUUUGAAAAUUUUGGUACCGGCACCUCCACUGAGAGCCCAUCUGCCAAAUCUGGACCUGGUACCAAGAGUGGUGGCAGCACCAGUGGCAGUGCUAACAAGAGAAAGAAAAAGGGAAAGAAAUGGUGAGUAUCCAAGUUGUUCCCGUUUGUUUCGCACUAUCCAAGCAUUAGUGAUGCUGAUUCCUGAGAAGAAAGUUCAUAUGUUCAAUGUUGGCCUGUUGUUUUUAUUUUCUUUUUUUUUUUUUUCAGAAAAGAAUGCCUGAGGAAAGUUUGACAUCAUUAAUCAUAAGUAUAGAAUCCAAUCACCAUUAGUCUGCAA
This is a messenger RNA of Pyrus x bretschneideri (Chinese white pear), 2808 nucleotides long. RefSeq lists its product as uncharacterized. The transcript is spliced from 10 exons. Bases 394 to 2616 code for a protein of 740 amino acids. Lineage: Eukaryota; Viridiplantae; Streptophyta; Magnoliopsida; Rosales; Rosaceae. The record is from RefSeq and is a predicted model, not a curated record.